AUGUCCUGGGAAGGCACUUUUGACCUCGAUCCCAAUAUAUUUGGCUCUGGUACUCGCAUUAGCCACGUCUCAUUCUCCAACUCGACCGAUGAUAUCUUGCAGCCAGGAUUCGUUCGAUAUGGAAACGACACACUCUCACCAAACAUUCCUGAAUUGGAGGAGGAAUCUUCCAGUCUCGACAAACGUGCCGCUAUUAAAUAA
Molecule: messenger RNA, 201 nt
Organism: Aspergillus chevalieri
Lineage: Eukaryota; Fungi; Ascomycota; Eurotiomycetes; Eurotiales; Aspergillaceae
Exons: 1
Coding region: 1-201 (66 amino acids)
Source: RefSeq, a predicted model, not a curated record